ACACGGUGGAGCUGACUGCUGGACUGGACUCUGAACUACCCACAAGGCAGUAGUUUCCUAGUUUAUCCUCCAGCCUGCGUGUGAAGGAGUGAGGAAGCCGGUCACAUUGUCCCAAAAAAGCUCUAUAUAUGGGAUGAGAGGGAGGAAGUUGGAUUCCUCAAUAGGGCAUCCACCCAGUGACUCAAGAAACCUGCUCAGAAGGCUGGCCGGGUUGAAACUGUUCAGAGAGAUCUUCACUUCAGAUCAGAAAUUCCUCCAGAAGACAACCUCACCUGACCUGACUGGGACCAGCAACAAUACAGCCAUGUCUUUGCGGAUCCAUGUGCUGGCCUGCUGCUUCGGCCUGGGCUCCUGGGUGGCUGUCAAUGGCCUGUGGGUGGAGCUCCCCCUCAUCGUUAACACUCUCCCCGAGGGCUGGGAACUACCAUCUUACCUGACUGUUAUCAUCCAGCUCGCCAACCUGGGGCCUCUGCUGGUCACUCUCAUGCACAAGCUGUGUCCGGGCCGUCUGAAGGAGAGAGCUGCCAUCUACAGUGUGUUGUCCAUAGGUGUCCUGGCCUGUAUACUUCUGGCGUUCUCCUGGGAUGAGACCACAGUGGUGGCGGCGGCAUCUCGGAGCACAGCCUUCUUUAUCCUCACCUUCUUCCUGGCCUUGGUGGACUGCACCUCCUCUGUCACCUUCCUGCCCUUCAUGAUGCAGCUACCAGCCCACUACAUCACCACCUACUUCAUUGGAGAAGGCCUGAGCGGCUUUAUCCCUGGUCUCGUGGCUCUCGGCCAGGGCGUCGGCAUGGCCAAGUGUGUGAAUGCCACUCAGUCCUCUGGUAACCUCACUGAAGAGGAUAUGUACAUUGUCCAGACCCAGUUUCUACCGCCCAACUUCUCCACCGAGGUGUUUUUCUUCUUCCUGGCGGCCAUGAUGUGCAUCAGCCUGGCAGCAUUCUCUGCACUAAACAGGCUCCCACGUACCUUUGAACUGUCCACGGAGAACUUGGUUCCAGACACUGACACAGUGGCGUCAGUCUGCUCCGGACUAGACAACCAUGGAGCAGUGACUGAAGGGGAGAACUCAAACCCAAAAUGCCACAGUGAGGAAUCAGGUCAGGCCAGGCCACAGCUGGCUAAAUCAGGCCACUCUGUUUUUCAGUUAACUUUUAUCUAUUUCAUGGUGGUCUGGGUGAAUGGGGCGACUAACGGCCUCUUGACCUCGGUGCAGACAUACUCCUGUAUGCCCUACGGUAACCUGGCAUAUCAUCUGUCGGCUGCUCUGGCAUCCUGUGCCAACCCAGUGGCCUGUAUAGUCGCCAUGUUUUUUCCUAAAAGGUCACUAGUGCUCCUGGGUGUACUGUGUCUCAUUGGAUCAGUCUUUGGAGGAUACAACAUGGCAAUGGCCACCAUGAGUCCAUGUCCACUACUACAAGGCUCCGCACUAGGAGAAGCCAUCAUAGUGCUGUCGUGGGUCUUCUUCACAGGGAUACUGUCUUAUGUCAAGGUGAUGGUGGGUGUCAUCUUCAGAGAUGAGAGCCACAGCGCCCUGGUGUGGUGUGGAGCAGCGGCACAGACAGGCUCUCUGCUGGGCUCUGCCAUCAUGUUCCCACUGGUAAAUGUCUACAACCUGUUUCAGUCAGGAGACUUCUGUAACACCAAGUGCCCUUUAUGAUGGUGACCUAUUCCUAAAACACUAACAUAACCACGGGUAAGUAGCCUUGUCCAUGCCAGAAUGGCCCAUCUCAUAGAACACUCCCAGGAAAGGACACUAGUACCUGCUCGUACUUAUACCAAAUGGGGUGUGUGAAUAAUGUGGGGAAUUUUUUAAUUUUACCUUUAUUUACAGGUAAAACAAAUUCUUAUUUUCAAUGACGGCCUAGGAACAGUGGGUUAACUGCCUGUUCAGGGGCAGAACGACAGAUUUGUACCUUGUCAGCUCGGGGAUUUGAACUUGCAACCUUCCGGUUACUAGUCCAACGCUCUAACCACUAGGUUACCCCGCCGCCCCAAACAAUGACUGGACAAGAUUAGAGAUUGGACUCUGAACAUGCCUUCAAGGGCACUCUCUUCUGAGAGUGAAAUCCACCUGGAUCAAUGGACUAAAAUAUAACAUUUCAAAAUGUUGCUCAAUUAAUAUUUGAAAAUGUUUUAUAAAGUGUGAUUCACAACCCACGCUCAAGGUUAGCAAUGAUUGUUUAAAAUGCCUGCCCUAGUAAGUGGGUCAAGCACCUUUGAAAUACUUUCUGUGAAUAGCCUCAAUCUUUUCAUCUUUAUCGUGUUGUAGACUUUUUUGUUGUUGUUGGACAAAAUCUUUAUUCAUUUUAAAAUGUUGUUGUUGGGGUAGGCUACAUGCACAAAUUCACAUAAUUUAAUAGUUAAGCUUAGACACACCUACUCAUUCAUGGGUUUUUCUUUAUUUUUACUAUUUUCUACAUUGUAGAAUAAUAGUGAAGACAUCAAAACUAUGAAAUAAGGAAUCCUGUAGUAACCAAAAAAAGGUUAAAUAAAAGUCAGAUUCUUCAAAGUAGCCACCCUUUGCCUUGAUGACAGGUUUGCAGACUCUUGGCGUUCUCUCAACCAGCUUCAUGAGGCAGUCACCUGGAAUACAUUUCAAUUAGCAGGUAUGCCUUGACAUACCCAAAUCAAACUACCGGUAGCUCAGGAUCUGAAGCAAGGAUAUGCAAAUUCUUGAAACCAUUUGAAAGGAAACACUUGACGUUUGUGGAAAUGUGAAAUGAAUGUAGGAGAAUAUAACACAUUAGAUUUGGUAAAAGAUCAUACAAAAAAAAACAUUUAUAUUUUUUUGUAACAUCAACUUUGAAAUGCAAGAGAAAGGCCAUAAGGCCAUAAAUUCCAGCCAAGGGGCAAUUUAGAUAAUUUCGCCACUAGAUGGCAGCAGUGUAUGUGAAGUUAGCUUGCAGGUGACCGGCCCACCACAAGGAGUCGCUAGAGUCAUCUGUCCUCGGUUGCAACACUCACUACCGAGUUCUAAAACUGCCUCUGGAAGCAAAGUCAGCACAAGAAGUGUUCGGGAGCUUCAUGAAAUGGCCGAGCAGCCCCACACAAGCCUAAGAUCAACAUGUGCAAUGGCAAGCGUCAGCUGGAGUUGUGCAAAGCUUGCUGCCAUAGGACUCUGGACUAGUGGGAACACGUUCUCUGGAUUGAUGAAUCGCGCUUCACCAUCUGGCAGUCUGACUGACAAAUCUGGGUUUGCCGGAUGCCAGGAGAACGCUAAAUGCGCCAAUGCAUAGUGUCAACUGUAAAGUUUGGUGGAGGAGGAAUAAUGGUCUGGGGCUGUUUUUCAUGGAUCGGGCCAGGCCCCUUAGUUCCAGUGAAGGGAAAUCUUAACGCUACAGCAUACAAUGACAUUCUAGACAAUUCUGUGUCCGACUUUAUGGCAACAGUUUGGGGAAGCCCUUUCCAGUUUCAGCAUGACAAUGCCCCUGUGCACAAAGUGAGGUCCAUACAGAAAUGAUUUGUCAAGAAGAACUUGACUGGCCUGCACAGAGCCUUGACCUCAACCCCAUCAAACACCUUUGGGAUGAAUUGGAACGCCGACUGCGAGACAGGCCCAAUAGCCCAACAUUAGUGCCCGACCACACUAAUGCUCUUGUGGCUGGAAGCAAGUCCCCGCAGCAAUGUUCCAACAUCUAGUGGAAAGCCUUCCCAGAACAGUGGAGGCUGUUAUAGGAGCAAAGGUGGGACCAACUCCUUAUUAAUUAUAUAUUGUUUAUUUGUAUGUUUGGCUUUAGCUGAGAAUAGUCUUUACAGAGUCAAGUAUAUUUUUCAAGGCCUCAAUUGUUCUUUGUCACGCACCAUUCAUUCUCACUGUUGAUAAUUCUAAUGUUGUAACUUAAUAGUAAUAAUAGUAACUGUAUCCACUGGCGAAUUGGGAGAGAGUGAGGUGACUGCCAUAUAAGAGCCAACAUCUUUUUUUCCGGCAGUGCUGCCUGCCAGCAGUAAUUGUCUCUGAUUUAUUGAGUCAUUAAGUAACAUAGUAGAUGCAAAACAUUGAAUAUUUACAUUCAUCCACUUUGAAAUGGAGUAACUUUGACCCAGAAGCAUUUAAAUGCAGGGCAAUCACACAUCCUAUUAUGAAUGUGCCUACCUGAUUUAGGGGACACAGUGAACAGUCGGGGCAAAUUUCAUCUUAAAACGUUUCGUUGGUGUUAAACACAAUCUGUUUACAAACUUCAAUGUAUAAGGUGAUGGUUCAGAUUAUGGGAUGCCAAAGUCAUAUUUUUCAUAUUCUGUUCGAGUUAAAGGGUUGUUAAUAGUCACUUAGAUCUGUGGACCAUAAUUAUUUUAAUGGCUAGCUCAGAAUAUGAGCUUUCAAAAAGUUGUUUAUAUAGUAUAGAGAUCAGCCCCUUUGGGAGUCCAGGUUCAGGAGUUGGGUCUCCCAAGGGACUCCAUAGACCAGCAUAGUUGACCUAAGUUGUACAUAUAGAGAAAAAGGAGUUGCCUGUAAUGUGCCUGUUCUCAAACCAUUACUGUCCUUGAUAACGGCAAGGAUACAGAUUCCACAUUUGGACUAUUGGGGGGAAUGCAAAAGGCUGCCCUCAAAGAUCGCAAGGCGUUAUAGUGAAAUAAGUAAGGGCAUGCCAUUUUGAUUCUCAGUUACAUUGUUUUUAAAUGUUGUGCCAAAUAGAGUUUGCUUAAGCAAUAAUGACACCAAACCGUAGUUUACAUUGUUUAACGGAUAUAUUGGUUAAGACCAACACUUCCAUGGCAAUAUAUUUCUCUAUAUACACAGCCAGGGGGCAGAAGAAUCAUGUCUAAACCAAUUUAGGAUGGGUGACUUUUUUCAUACAUGUAUGGUUAUUUUAAACCAAGUUAAAUAUGUGGAAUAAGCAGAAUCCAGAUUCACUCAAAAUUAAGUCAAUUAAGUAAAUAACGCCUUAUUAAAUCAAUUAUUAAACAGACACAAGACUGUUUAUCACAGAUGAUGUCACCUUGUAUUGCUACGAGUGAACCCACUGGGCUCUUUGCUGUGUGUAAAUGUUUCCCAUUGCAACUCAUGAUGGCAUCACUACACCGUGCCAGAGAAAAGUGCCUACAAUUCUUUGCAUUCCUCUGGCACCCCAGCAGAUUCUCUGAACACAAAGUACAUUUAAUUACACUUUGUCCAUUUAACACUGCUUCUAUAACGGCUUUAAUACCUCUAUGUUUUUGUGUGUCUGUGAAAGUUUUCAAGAGCUUUCCGUGUAAGAUCAUCAUGUGACUUGCACUGUUGAUUGUUUUUGUAAAUACAAUACAGAUCACACAAUGUCAUGUGUCAAUAUUGUCAAUGUCAUGUGUUCACUCACAUACAAUGUGGCUUCGAGACAUACUGUGGCUAGCAUGUAUGUCUGAGAAUUCGAUUACUGCAGAUUACAGCACCUUCUCUCAGGAGGAUGCUGCUCUUCCAUGGGACGCGUGACGUCCCCAUCAGCAGCUGUUGUUCCUUCAGUCUCUAUCCCUCUAUCCCCUUCCCCUCAGACGAGUGGAGGACCACCAAUAGGUCCCCCCAGCAGCCCCAGGUCUGAGGAGAAGCCCAGGGUGGGGGUUACUAAUGAAGGGAGGUCAGAGUAGAGUGGCUGUUGGCCCUGUCGCUGGUCACUUGGGAGCUCCGCUGACCCCGGCACUGAGUAAAAACAAAAAAGAAAGAGGGCAAUGAUUAUCCCCACCCUGCCUCUGGGUCAGCUGGGGAUCAGGCUAAGAGCAGAUGUGACUUUCUCUCUUGGAUUUGAGGAAAGGAAACCGCCUUUUCCUGAAAUCACUGCAGUGGUUUACUCACAUUGUUGACAAUGAAUAAGCCUGAGCUAUUUUAUCAUUAGUGGAUUAUAUAA
Molecule: messenger RNA, 5816 nt
Organism: Oncorhynchus masou masou (cherry salmon)
Lineage: Eukaryota; Metazoa; Chordata; Actinopteri; Salmoniformes; Salmonidae
Product: solute carrier family 52, riboflavin transporter, member 3-A-like
Exons: 4
Coding region: 134-1660 (508 amino acids)
Biological process (GO): riboflavin transport
Cellular component (GO): plasma membrane
Molecular function (GO): riboflavin transmembrane transporter activity
Source: RefSeq, a predicted model, not a curated record